GAGUGUGUGUUGUGCAUGCGUGUGCUUGUGUAUUGCUGGUUUCUGCUUCCUUUCGCUGUUGCCUGCAUAUUCAUCACAUGUAUUUUUUUUCAUUUUUUUAUUGACAAAAAUUCUUUAUCAUUUUCAAACAUGUCGAGAGAAAUUUCAAAAAAACGUACCUUUGUAAAUCAAGGUGUUUUUCGUGCCGAAUUGGAUGAAUUUUUGCGCCGUGAAUUGGCUGAAGAUGGUUACAGUGGUUUGGAUGUCUAUACUUUAGCCUCUAAAACUAGAAUCGUCAUCUUUGCUACUCGUACACAAUCAGUUUUAGGUGAAAAAGGUCGAAGAAUCCGUGAAUUGACAUCUUUGGUCCAAAAACGAUUCAAUUUCGAUGAAGACAAAGUUGAAAUUUUUGCUUUGAAAAUCGCUGAUAGAGGUUUGUGUGCUAUCGCACAAUGUGAAUCUCUUCGUUACAAAUUAAUCGGUGGUCUGGCUGUUCGUCGUGCUUGUUAUGGUGUUCUUCGUUUCAUCAUGGAAUCUGGAGCCAAAGGCUGUGAAGUUGUUGUUAGCGGUAAACUUCGUGGUCAACGAGCCAAAAGUAUGAAAUUUGUUGAUGGAUGGAUGAUUCAUUCUGGUCAGCCUAAAAAUGAUUACGUUGAUGUUGCUGUCAGACAUGUACUUUUAAGACAAGGUGUAUUGGGAAUAAAGGUCAAAAUUAUGUUGGAACAAGAUUAUACUGGAAAGAAAGGACCAAAGAUUCCGUUGCCCGAUAAUGUUCAAAUUGUUAAUCCGAAAGAUGAGGUACUUCCAACAAAUCCUUUUUCGGAAUCGAAAAUAGUUGCUGAACCACCUAAAAUAGCGGCAUAAGAAAUGUGAACAUUUUUCAAUU
This is a messenger RNA of Dermatophagoides pteronyssinus (European house dust mite), 865 nucleotides long. RefSeq names its product ribosomal protein S3 (gene RpS3). Gene Ontology annotation, molecular function: RNA binding; structural constituent of ribosome. Lineage: Eukaryota; Metazoa; Arthropoda; Arachnida; Sarcoptiformes; Pyroglyphidae. Gene Ontology annotation, cellular component: cytosolic small ribosomal subunit; nucleus. Gene Ontology annotation, biological process: positive regulation of apoptotic signaling pathway; translation. The record is from RefSeq and is a predicted model, not a curated record.